AUGGGCUCGCCGCCAUCCCCGCCGCCUCUCCCGCGGGCCGCCGCGCUGCUGCUGGCGACGUCGCUGCUGCUGCUGGCGGUCCCGGGGGGAUUGCGCGCCGCUCCGGAGGAAGAGCCCGGCAGGAAGAAGGAGCCACCACCGCCACCCCCGGCGGCGCAAGGAGCCGAAUCGCGGGCUGAGAAGGGUUCCUCGCCAGUUGCUCCAGUUCACGUUGUCAAUGAAGAGUCGGCUGACAAGACUAAUUUGGGCUUUAUUCAUGCAUUUGUGGCUGCUAUAUCGGUCAUCAUUGUAUCAGAACUCGGGGAUAAGACCUUCUUCAUUGCAGCCAUCAUGGCAAUGCGGUACAACCGUUUGACUGUACUGGCUGGUGCUAUGCUUGCCUUGGGACUGAUGACAUGUUUAUCAGUUUUGUUUGGCUAUGCCACUACAGUUAUUCCUCGUGUGUACACAUACUAUGUGUCAACGGCACUGUUUGCAAUUUUUGGCAUCCGAAUGCUUCGGGAAGGCUUGAAAAUGAGUCCAGAUGAGGGUCAGGAAGAGCUGGAGGAAGUUCAAGCAGAAAUUAAAAAAAAAGACGAGGAACUUCAGAGAACUAAACUGUUAAAUGGGCCAGGAGAUGUGGAAUCAGGGCCAGGCACCACUAUACCUCAGAAGAAGUGGCUACACUUUAUUUCUCCAAUCUUUGUUCAAGCUUUUACUUUAACGUUUUUAGCAGAAUGGGGUGAUCGUUCCCAAUUAACAACCAUAGUCUUGGCCGCCAGAGAGGACCCCUAUGGUGUGGCGGUAGGAGGAACAGUGGGACAUUGCCUAUGCACUGGUUUAGCAGUUAUUGGAGGGAGAAUGAUAGCACAAAAAAUUUCUGUUAGGACUGUGACAAUCAUAGGAGGCAUUGUCUUCUUAGCAUUUGCAUUUUCUGCACUAUUUAUAAGUCCAGACUCUGGUUUUUAAAAUUUUUCAUCACUGCAAAAGAACAAGGAUUGGAAGCAUCAAGCAGCUAUCCUUGUGCAUUUUUGUAUAUAAUGUACAGAAUUAUAGUUAAGCACUGAAGAUGAGACGCUGAACUUUUUAUAGCGAAUGAUUCGUGGGACUGACACACUUUCAGACAGCUUCUGCAGUGGAGAUCUGCUUAUUGUCUGGUUUGUUUAGUCUGUGGUGCCUGCUCCCUUGGUGGGAUUUGCGUGGUUUUCUUGCUUGCUGGACCUGGCUCAGCUGAGUUUUGAGGAUCUACUCUCAUAAGUAUUGAGGCUUUCUCUUUUCCUCUGUUACACAUGGCCAGCUUUCCUGUUUCUUCAAGAACUGAUUCUUAAGGCUUCUCGAAGCAGACUGUGUCUUGUUCCAUGUUGCUCAACAGAAGGUGUUAAGGCGGAAACUGCUGGCUCCCACCUCCAAGGACUUUGGUUCCCGGGUGCACCCAAGGCUGGAUAAUCUAAGCAACAAGAAACCUGGGAGCAGUUCCUAUACCAUCGAGUGGCUGAGCCACCGACAGAAUUUUAUAAACUUAAUUUAGAGGGAAAACUUCUUAAUCAGGGAUUUUUAUCAGGAAACUGAUGUGUGGUGAUUAACAGCCUACCAUGUUCAAUAUGCAAUCUGUCUGGAGCUAGUAUUAUUUGAUUUUUCUUUUUUUUUUUUUUUUAUUUUGAAAUAUUAAAGUAUAUGGAAAGUAAUAAAAUGGUCCAACUUAACAAUGUUCCAUUCCCAGGAUUGAACAAUAAUGGAAUUCUUAGAUUUAGAUGUGUUCCUGUGUUUCUUUUUAGGAAUAGAAAUGUAAUCUGGAAGAGUAUUAAUAAAACAUAGUGUCUCCAUUUGA
Gymnogyps californianus (California condor) is the source of this 1807-nucleotide messenger RNA. RefSeq names its product transmembrane protein 165 (gene TMEM165). NCBI's taxonomy places the organism in Eukaryota, Metazoa, Chordata, Aves, Accipitriformes, Cathartidae. The transcript has 6 exons. Gene Ontology annotation, cellular component: Golgi apparatus. Gene Ontology annotation, molecular function: calcium ion transmembrane transporter activity; manganese ion transmembrane transporter activity. The record is from RefSeq and is a predicted model, not a curated record. Gene Ontology annotation, biological process: calcium ion transmembrane transport; Golgi calcium ion homeostasis; Golgi calcium ion transport. The coding region runs from base 1 to 948 and encodes 315 amino acids.